GGCAGUUCCUCGCGCGGGGCCUCUCGCGGCGCCCGGGGGGAGGAGGCGCGGGCGGCUCCCCCUCCCCCUUGGCGCCAUGCACCGCGCGGCACCGGCUGCUGCCGCCCCUCCCCCCCCCUGCAGCAGGGCGGGAAGGAGCCUCGGCCCCUGGGCAUGUGCUGCACAGCUCCCGUGUAACCCACCCCCGGCGGCAUGAGGAGGCCUCGGGCCCGUGCCGCGGCCGCCCUGCAGCGCCGUCGGGCUGAGGGGAAGCUGCUUGCGAGGUCCGGGCGCUUCUGUCCCCGGCGCCAGGGCGGGCCCUUGCAGCCGCUUGGCAACCAAAAAGCGGAGAGCGGUCGCAGCCCCUGCAAAGGUCACGAGCAGGCGCCCGGGCUGGGUUGUCGGGCUGGCCUGGACACACACACAGACAGACAGCCAUGGCAUCUCUGGGACGGGAGGGAACAGGUGCUCAGCACCGCCACACAGGACAUAAAGCUGUUACUGUGGCAGGGCAAACUUGGGUAGGUGGGUGGAAACUGAAGAGCACCUCUUUGCUUAGUUGACAUUGAGAGAGAGGGGAAAAUAAAGUGCCAUCAGCACUGCCUCCUUAUCACGCUGACAUCUCCUACCCAAGUACAGACAGGACCUGCCCAGCCCAGUCAUGAAAGCAAAGCUGCAAGCCAGCCUGCAAGAGUGUAAAACAUGGAUUUGGCCAACCAUGGACUUAUUCUGCUGCAGCAGCUGAAUGCUCAAAGAGAGUUUGGUUUCCUGUGUGACUGCACAGUUGCUAUUGGUGAUGUCUACUUCAAGGCCCACAAAUCUGUCCUUGCAUCUUUCUCAAACUACUUCAAGAUGUUGUUUGUUCAUCAGACCAGUGAAUGUGUUCGUUUGAAAGCAACUGACAUACAGCCAGACAUCUUCAGCUAUCUUUUGCAUUUGAUGUAUACAGGGAAGAUGGCACCUCAGCUGAUUGACCCAGUUCGAUUAGAACAAGGAAUAAAGUUUCUGCAUGCCUAUCCACUAAUUCAAGAGGCCAGCCUUGCCAGUCAGGGAACCUUUUCACAUCCAGAUCAAGUUUUUCCAUUAGCAUCUUCAUUGUAUGGCAUUCAGAUCACAGAUCACCAGAUAAAACAUCCCACUAAAGUUACAUCAGCAACUGACAAACUUGGGCGAGACCCAAGGCCACAGACUUCCCGGAUGAGCCAGGAGCAAGCAUCUGAAGGCUCACAGUUAGCUUCAACUCUGCCACAAGUGACCAGGACAAACAUGACUACAUCUGACCCAUUGCAGUCUUCACUGUCCCCAGAACUGGUUUCCACUGCUGGUAAUAAUUCUCCUCCGGGAGAGGAACCCAACAUGGAAGCAUCUUCCUCAGAUGAACAGCCCACUUCACUCACAAUAGCACAUGUCAAGCCAAGUAUUAUGAAAAGGAAUGGAAGUUUUCCAAAAUACUAUGCCUGCCACCUCUGUGGCCGUCGGUUCAAUCUGCGCAGUAGUUUGCGUGAACAUCUCCAGAUCCACACAGGAGUGCCCUUCACAUCAAGCCAACAAGGGGAAAGUAGCAUGUCCCUGUCUCUCUGCAACAACACAGCUGACAAAGAUGCCAUGGAAGUGCCUGAAGCUGGAAUGAUUAGUGACAGUGAGUUGCAACAGAUCUCAGAUUCCCCCAUAAUUGAUGGACAGCAGCAAGCAGAAACACCGCCACCCUCAGACAUUGCAGACAUAGACAACUUGGAGCAGACAGAUCAAGAAAGAGAAGUGAAGAGGCGGAAGUAUGAAUGUUCCAUCUGUGGACGCAAAUUCAUUCAGAAAAGCCACUGGAGGGAGCACAUGUACAUACACACUGGCAAACCUUUCAAGUGCAGCACUUGUGACAAAAGUUUCUGCAGGGCCAACCAAGCUGCCAGACACGUGUGCCUGAACCAGAGCAUGGAUACUUACACUAUGGUGGACAAGCAGACUCUGGAACUCUGUACUUUUGAGGAAGGCAGUCAAAUGGACAACAUGCUAGUACAGACCAACAAACCCUACAAAUGCAACUUGUGCGACAAAACGUUUUCAACUCCCAAUGAAGUGGUUAAACAUUCGUGCCAAAAUCAAAACUCUGUCUUUGCUCUAGAAGAGGAUAGAUCCAUUCUGCUAGGUAGUGGGGACACAGAAGUGACGGAGACAGAGAACUCAGUGUUAGCCUCCAUCAAAAAGGAGCAGGAAGCAGUGUUGUUGGACUGAAUAUGAAAUCUGUAUCAAUUUUUUUAAGUUUCUUUAUUCAUUUUUACUAAACCAAUUCUCUCCCCCUCCCCCUCCAAGCACCAGAAGUACACUGGUAUGGUAGAAAAUUGGAUCUUGCCCCUCCCACCAAAAAAAUAAAUAAAAGGCUUUAUAUAUCA
Alligator mississippiensis (American alligator) is the source of this 2366-nucleotide messenger RNA. RefSeq names its product zinc finger and BTB domain containing 2 (gene ZBTB2). Gene Ontology annotation, cellular component: nucleus. The transcript has 3 exons. The record is from RefSeq and is a predicted model, not a curated record. Gene Ontology annotation, biological process: regulation of transcription by RNA polymerase II. Bases 682 to 2208 code for a protein of 508 amino acids. Lineage: Eukaryota; Metazoa; Chordata; Crocodylia; Alligatoridae. Gene Ontology annotation, molecular function: RNA polymerase II cis-regulatory region sequence-specific DNA binding; DNA-binding transcription factor activity, RNA polymerase II-specific; protein binding.